AUGGAUAGUAGUGGAAGAGUGUUGGUGCAGCCGUUGGGGAUGAGGGCUGCUGUUGCUCCUCAGUACUCCCCAGUUCAGUCACGAGGCUCGGCAGCAGGUGCAGCCUCGAGGGCAGGUCCGGGAACAGGCUCGGCAGCAGGUUCGGGGUUGAAGGGGGGAGCGGGAGGGGGAGUCGGGCGCCCUGCGCGGACCGUGUCCGCCAUUCCGCGGAUGGAGGGGCUUGGGGGAAGCGUCCCUGGGGGGAACACCUCUGGCGCGGGGGCAUUGAAGUCCCCCACCCGUGCGGGGUUUUUCCAGCUGGCGCAGGUUGGGGAAGAGGGGGAACGGGGCGAGGGGGAGGCGGAUAAUCUGCCCAUGCUGCCACCGCCGGGGCUGCCUCAAGUCGUGCAGCACUGCAGGCAGCUUCUGGAGAUCCCGGCCGUGCUGCCGCCCACCAAGAAGGGCGUGCACAAGCUGCGCUGUGGGAAGUGCAUUGGCUUGGCAGCAGGUCCGAGAACAGGCUUGGGAGCAGGUUCGGCAACAGGCUCGGAUGGUCAAGGAAGGAUAGGAAGGGCUGGGAGCUUUGAGUCGCUUAGGUGCAACAGCGCUGGAAUGCUGUCACCAGUAGGCUCGGUUAGGAAUUCGUCUGAUAGUGAGUCUCCUACUGGGACUCCCCCUGCCAAGGUUGGAAGCAAGGGAGGCGAUGCCAGAGCUACAAGCAGUAGUAGUAUGGGUAGAGUGGACUCUGGGUCGGCUCUUGUGGGUGGUGGUGGUGGGAUGGCUAGUACGGGGAAUAAGAUGGGUUCUGCUGGUGGGGGUGGUGCUGGGGCAGUGUGUGGUGUUCCGUACGACCAGGUGGCUGGUUUCUGGGGCCAAAUGGGAGGGCCCUGCCUCGGGAUGAUUCCGCCUGGCAUCGACCUUGGGCCUGCUCUUCCAAAGAACUGCUCUGGGGGAAACACCAAGGUGUAUGUGAAUGCGAGGGAGCUGCAUCGCAAGGACCUGGACAGACUCGUGAAGAGGGGGCUGCCGCUGACAGACAACAUGGCGUAUCGAGUCGAGGCGAACGGGAAUGUGUUUGACGGUCUCAGCGGGGAGUUCCUGGUCAACCUUGGGAAGCUCGCACCCUCGUGA
Messenger RNA from Closterium sp. NIES-65, 1110 nucleotides. The record is from the annotation of a GenBank genome assembly. NCBI's taxonomy places the organism in Eukaryota, Viridiplantae, Streptophyta, Zygnematophyceae, Desmidiales, Closteriaceae.